Molecule: messenger RNA, 681 nt
Organism: Cladophialophora immunda
Lineage: Eukaryota; Fungi; Ascomycota; Eurotiomycetes; Chaetothyriales; Herpotrichiellaceae
Exons: 4
Coding region: 1-681 (226 amino acids)
Cellular component (GO): peroxisomal membrane
Source: RefSeq, a predicted model, not a curated record
AUGGAUGUGCUGAAGGACACAGUCGAGUCCAUCAUCCUCAACCCCGACCUCGCCCCUCUCCUAGCCAUCGUCAAAGCCGCCCGCAAUGGCGCCGUCUACGGUGCCAAAGUCCGAUUUCCUCAUGCUUUGGUUAUGGUCUUCCUGUUCCGGUCGGGGACGAUUCGAGAAAAGGUCCGCCUUGUGUUACGAGCAACCAGACAACAUGCACGAAAUCUGGCAUUCUUCGCGACCGUGUACAAGUCCUCAAUGUUAAUAUUGAGGCUUCUAAACCCCGCCACCCCGGGAAAAGAAGGGCCAUAUGAUACCUUUUUUGCUGGUCUACUGGGUGGAUAUGUUGUCUUUGGACGAGGGAAGCAGGGCAGUGUCGAACAACAAAUCGUCAUCUACGUCUUUGCACGAGUGAUUCUCGCCCUCGCGAGGCUCAGCAUUGAGCCACCCAGUGCCACGAGCACCACACCAACCCCGACGUUCUGGACCCAGAGAUUAUCGCCCGAGGUAAAGGCAAAGAUCCAGAACAAUGCCUGGCCCGUUUUCGCGAGCUUGAGCUGGGCUUUUGUCAUGUACAUCUUCCGAUGGCAGCCCGAAAGCAUUCAGCCGAGCUUGAGGAGUAGCAUGAAGUACAUAUAUGUCAAUUCGGACUAUUGGGAUAGCUUCAAAAACUUCCUGAUUCACAAUACCUAG